AGCAACUUCUAUACUUUUUACUUCUCUUCUUCAGCCUGGUGCUUUCUCAUAAUCUUAUUUCCUAACCAAUCUCAUUUCCUAACAACUCGAGUUGAGCUCGAUAUAUAAUCAGCAAUCAUGUACAUCACACAGUUUGCACUUAUCGCUGCUCUGACAGCCUCGGUUUUGGCCCAUGGUGUCGUCACUGAGAUCCAGGGAGCCAACGGUGUCAACAUGCCUGGUCUUACAGUCGCCGACGGUACACCUCGUGACUGCUCUUCCAACGGCUGCGGUUCUCAGGCAGAUACCGCCAUCAUUCGUGACCGCGAGAUCGCAAGCGGCAAGGCGACUCCUCUCGGACGCACACAAGGCAAUGGCCCUGUAGACGCCUCUAUCAUGGUCGCGGCCUUCAUGGGAGCUGGCGCAGCACCGCCUACUAACCAAGGCGCUUCCGGCAGCGUUGGUGUCGAGGACAACAUCCCUCAGAACGGUCAAGGUCGUGCUGGUGCCGGUGCUCGUAGGCGUCAGCUGUUCGGACUCUUCGGCGGAGGUGCCGGUGGAGGGGCUGGCGGUGCUGGUGGCGCAACCGGCAUUGCAGGUCUUCUUGGUGGAGGUGGCACCAAGGCCGAAGGCCCACCAGAGGCUCGCGUUGCUGCUGCUCAGGGAACAGGUGCUACCAGCGGUCUUCCUACUUGCGCAGACGAUGGCACAGUCACCAUGACACUCCGUCAGAUCAAUCAAGAUGGUGCCGGUCCAUUCACUGCCGAUGUUGAUGGCACCAGCGGAGGAACCGACGAAGCAGCUAUGCAGCCUGCAACUGUUACCAAGGACGUUCCCGGUCUUGGUGUUCAGGGUAUCUCUCUGGCUACCAGCACCGAGUUCGAGAUGAAGGUUCAGAUGCCCGCAGGUAUGACCUGCGAUGCUACCGUUGCCGGAACUCCCAACGUUUGUGUCAUGCGCGUCCGCAACGGUGCCGCCGCUGGUCCCUUCGGUGGUAGUGUCGCUUUCACUCAAGGUGCUGCCGCCAGGAAGCGUGCCAUUGCUUACAGGCUGAAGAAGCGCAUGGAGCUUGCCCGCAAGCACUAAAUGGUUAGGAGGGCUGUUGAGCAGCUUUAACAAGGGGCUGGCGGGUUCAGCCUCUAUUCCAUUCUGGUAGCUGGAGACUACCAGACUCUUGUACCACAAUUACCGUAGAAUUAUGUUUAGACUAAUACUUUUACUCCGUACCCUUGUGGCCGGUUGCAAAAGUGCCGUCGGUGCGGUUCGAGCAAAGCGCUGAGACAUCGAUAUACACGAAGAUAAGUGACUUGAACAGAUUCUUGAAUAUGAAACAACUAGAUGAUGUUUCGACAGAACAUGUCUGUAUGUGGUUGUUCGUGGG
Macroventuria anomochaeta is the source of this 1360-nucleotide messenger RNA. RefSeq lists its product as uncharacterized. The transcript is spliced from 3 exons. NCBI's taxonomy places the organism in Eukaryota, Fungi, Ascomycota, Dothideomycetes, Pleosporales, Didymellaceae. Bases 118 to 1065 code for a protein of 315 amino acids. The record is from RefSeq and is a predicted model, not a curated record.